AUGAAGCCAAAUUUCGGUAUCAUGUUUGCAGCGAUCGCCUUCACCGUUGUCCACGCUGGUAAUUCUUUGAAGGGUUCUAAACUUAAGGACUCAGCGGUGGACUCAAACUCUGCGUCGAACUCCGGGGAGUCGUGGGAUUUUACCUGGGACGCCUCGGGCUCUGGCAAUGGCUACAAAUGUGAUGCAAUCUGUCCGACCGACUACGAACCAAUUUGUGGGUCUGACGGCGUGACGUAUACGAACGACUGCGCGUUCGGCAUUGCCCUAUGCAAAACGGCAGAACUGAGUUUGUUGGCAGUAGGCGAAUGCGCUGGCGGGUCAAUAACUUCGUCAGCUGAAUCAUCGAAGUCAGGCAGCAUUGCCACUGCGUGUCCUGACGCGUGUCUCGAUGUGUACGAUCCCGUGAGCGACGAGAGUGGGAAGACGUACUCGAACGAGUGCUACAUGCGGAUGGCCAAGUGCAAGAACCAGAAGAAGGACGUAGACAUCCUGGCAGAGUAUAAAAGGCUCUAUGGACGAUCUUUUGGUGCCUCGCGUGACGACAGCGCCGGCGAUGAUUCAGCCAGCAAAGAGAGUUCAAUGAAAGGGACCAAAGCCCCCAAGAAGUCAGACAAUCGCACUAAGAGUUCGAAGGCAUCCAAGUCAACGAAAACUCCUUCGGCCAGCGCCAGCGGUAUCGGUAGUCUCGGCUCUGACGGCGUCAGCGGAAGUGGAAACUCGACGUCCAGCAAAAACUGCGCUGGUGCUUGCCCCGACAUUUAUUCGCCCGUGUGCGGCUCUGAUGGAGUUACUUACUCAAGCUCGUGCCAUCUCGAGCUCGCUAGUUGCAAAAAUCCGAAGCUUAAACUUGCCCAAGCUAGUGAGGACUCCUGCGCCGGUUCUGCGACGACCACUUCACAGCAGCAAACUAUUUCUGACAAGACGUCCAAGCCGACGAAAACCACCACUGUUUAG
This is a messenger RNA of Phytophthora nicotianae INRA-310, 954 nucleotides long. RefSeq lists its product as hypothetical. Gene Ontology annotation, molecular function: protein binding. The record is from RefSeq and is a predicted model, not a curated record. NCBI's taxonomy places the organism in Eukaryota, Oomycota, Peronosporomycetes, Peronosporales, Peronosporaceae. The coding region runs from base 1 to 954 and encodes 317 amino acids. The transcript has a single exon.